This is a messenger RNA of Setaria italica (foxtail millet), 1596 nucleotides long. RefSeq names its product basic proline-rich protein. Bases 1 to 1350 code for a protein of 449 amino acids. The record is from RefSeq and is a predicted model, not a curated record. The transcript has a single exon. Lineage: Eukaryota; Viridiplantae; Streptophyta; Magnoliopsida; Poales; Poaceae.
AUGGCUUCUCUCGCCAUCCUCCUCCUCUUGGCGCGCUUCUCCAGCUCCAUCGCCGUCUCCUCCAACUCCUACAUCUCGAGGAGCGCCGAGCAGCAGGUCAUCGCCACCGUCGCGCCGGCCAUUGUUCCUGACGUCGACGGCCAGAGCGCGCAGCCGUUCCUCACCUCGCCCUCCGGGUCGUACGCCGCGUACCUCCGCCGCGCGGUGGACGCCGCCGCCGGCCUCGGCGGGGACGCGUGCUAUGUCCAAGUCCAGCAGGCGGGCGUCGGCGCCGGCAGCGGCAGCUUGUGGGAGUCGGACUGCACGCCGGUGGGCGGCGCCGACGCGUGCGACCUCGCGUUCUCGCCGGUGGGGCUCGAGCUCUUCGCCGGCGGGCACUCGUUGUGGGACACCGGGGUCGACGGCAACCCUGGGACGCUGAGCCUUGACGACGUCGGCGACAUGAAGAUUGUUAGCAAGGAAGGUGUGACGGUGUGGACGGCGAGCGGCGAGCCAUGGACGGGGCAGCAGUGCGGGGCGCCCUUGCCGGUGUCAUCGGCACCUUCGGUGGACAGCGUGCUUCCACCGCCGUCGGCCGCCGGCGCGAAGCUUGUGACGCCGCCGUCAGCGACUCUUGCCGGUGCAGGGAGCACGGACUUUCCUUCCGGAGACCAACCAGCGCCGCCACCAGUCGACACGCUGCCCGACUUGCCCGUCCAGCCGCCCGUCGACACAGCGCCCGAGCAGCCACUGUCGCCGCCGCCAGCAGACGCGUCUCCCGACUUGCCGGACCUGCCGUUGCCGCCGCCGCCGGCUUACACGUCUCCCGACUCCCCAGACCAGCCGCUGCCGCCACCCCCGCCAGCUGACAUGUCGCCGGACGAGCCGCUGUACUCGUCUCCACCUCCUGCUCCGUCUACCUCUGGCCCUGACCCUGACACGCCAGUGCCACCUUUCGGCGUGCCGCUCGCCGCCCCGCCGACCGGCGCCUCGUCACUCCCAGGCACCGCCACGUCGCCUGGCGAGCCAGGCUCACCAGGCGGCGUGCCCUUCUCGGGACCAUCGCCUGCGGGCAUGCCGCACCCGCACGGGCCGGCGCAUCCGCACCAGCUGCCGCUCGGAGCCUCGCCGCCGCUGCCGGACGCGGUGGCGCCGGGCGUGCACGGCGGGGGGGCCGGGAAGCCCGGGGUCCCCUUGGGCCACGGGCAGCAGCCAGAGGAGCAAGGCGUGUUCGGCCAGCAGCCGCAGCUGCUCAACGGCGAGGGACACUCGCUGGAGGAGAGCUCCGGCGGCUGGUCGGGAAGCGAGCGCGGCAGGGUGGCCGCGUGCAUGGCCUUGCUCGCUGCGAUGACAUUGGGCUUUGGCUUUUAGUUUGUUUUUUCUUUUCGUGGUUUUGGGAUUGGAUGAUCAUUUCUGUAGUGUUACUCUCUGAUGGUCUGAUCUGGGGCUACCGGGCUGUGGUCUGUUUUGUGGAUUGUGGUGAAUUCUGUGUAAAACAUGUUAUGGUUAGCUGCCUGAUUUAUCUUGUAGGAUAGUAUGAUGUACCGUAUGUAUGCUGCUGCUUUUGUGCAUUAUCGUGUAUACGUGUCAAAUUUGAGCACGAUUCGUGAAUUUGAA